AUGUCAGGAAUGCAAAUUGUGGCUUUUGUAGGGUGUCUUUGUGGGCUUGGUGCUACCCUCGGUGCCACGCUAUCUAAUGAAUGGAAAACAACGAGCAGGGCAUCUGCUGUCAUCACUGCCACAUGGGUUUUCCAGGGUCUGUGGAUGAGCUGCGCAGGGAAUGCCUUGGGUGCCUAAAAAAUGAGUAAUAUGGGUGUGGAGAUGCUUGCCUUCACCCUGGCGGUUUCAGGCUGGAUCCUAAUAUCCUCUACCAUACCCACUGACUACUGGAAAGUGUCUUCAAUCGAUGGCACUGUCAUUACCACUGCCACCUUCUGGUCCAACCUCUGGAAGACCUGCGUUACAGACUCGACUGGAGUGUCCAACUGCAAGGACUUCCCAUCCAUGCUGGCACUGGAGGGUUACAUUCAAGUCUGCAGAGGCCUUAUGAUUGCUGCUGUCUGCCUGGGAUUUUUUGGAAGCAUACUCGCCUUGGUUGGGAUGAAGUGUACCAAGAUUGGAGGAUCAGAUAAGACCAAAGCUAGAAUUGCUUGUCUGGCAGGAAUACAUUUCAUACUUGGCGGUUUAUCAUCUGUGACAGCAUGCUCACUGUAUGCACACAGAAUUACAUCCGAGUUUUUUGACCCCACUUAUAUAGCACAAAAAUAUGAAUUGGGAGCUGCUUUGUUCAUAGGGUGGGCAGGCUCAGCACUCUGCAUCCUUGGGGGCAUUGCUUUCUGUUUCUCCAUGGCAGGAAAUGGGACAAACAAAAGGGCAGGUUACACAUACAAUGGAGCAGCCUCAUUUAUCUCCUCUCGAACUAAAGUGCAGAACAUGGCAGCAGCAGAUGUGAGGUCUGCCAGAGGCAAUGGAAAUCCACCAAAACAUUUUGACAAAAAUGCUUAUGUUUAACAAAACUAAGAAAGGACCUGGGUGAUUUCUUUAUGAGGCUCUCCGAUCAAACUUUGAACACAGAAGCAGGAACUUUAUUGACAC
This is a messenger RNA of Polyodon spathula (Mississippi paddlefish), 975 nucleotides long. Its product is annotated as claudin-10-like. Gene Ontology annotation, biological process: bicellular tight junction assembly; cell adhesion. Gene Ontology annotation, molecular function: structural molecule activity. NCBI's taxonomy places the organism in Eukaryota, Metazoa, Chordata, Actinopteri, Acipenseriformes, Polyodontidae. The transcript has 6 exons. The record is from RefSeq and is a predicted model, not a curated record. Gene Ontology annotation, cellular component: bicellular tight junction; plasma membrane.